AUGUCUCGACCAGGAAGUCCCGUGAGUCCCCUGUCGGGAGGUGAACUGCGGCAUUCAGGGGGAAGCACCGCCGAAGGCAGUAACGGGGCGGGUGUCCCCCAACAACCCAGAAAGACACGUGCGACCUUGGCUUGUAAAAGAUGCAAAAGACGAAAACAACGGUGUGAUGGCGGUUACCCUGCCUGUCGAUCAUGUGAGAGAGCUGGAUCAUCCUGUAUAUACGAAAAAACCAUUCGGCCUCAGUAUCCCGGAGGCAAGUCACUUUAUAUCAAAGCAUUGGAAGAACGUAUCGCUUUUUUGGAAGCGCGCCUACCCGACUAUGCCGAAGACCACUUCGAGGCGCCGGCGUUCGACACCCAAUCAACGACCGGAACGCGACAAUACCCUCGUUCAAAAGCGGUGGAUGAUGAAGACCACUCCUCGCUCGUCGACGGUGUUGCGUAUUUGUCACUAAGGGCUUCGGGCACUACCGAUACAGCUCCAGAGCCCUUCUACCUUGGAUCAAGCUCCGGAGCCACCAUCGCACGGAUGAUACAAAGUGCCAUCUUCCAUGGCUCGUCUGGCACCGCAGUUUCCGAGGCAAUAGCUGCGUCUCAGUCACACCAGCUUGAUGUGCCAGAAUCUGCACUCCCGUCGGUGCCUUUGUCGGUUCGCCCAGAUGGGUCGGUGUCUGAGUUCCCACUUCUUGAGCAGUCGAAGCUUCUCUUUGACAUUUUCUUUGAUCGCUUACACACACGGUGGCCAAUGCUGGAUCGACAAGAGUAUUCUGUAUUGUUCAAUAAGCAAUACGAGAAAGGCGUGCUGUCCAUCACCCAGCGGAGCAUCAUGCACCUCAUCUAUGCGAUCUCUGCAAGGUUCCUGCAACUCACCGGGAAGAUAUGUGGCGUUGAUCAUGAGCGGCACCUUGUUGCAGCAAUUGAACCCAUGGACUACAUACUCGAACAACACAACAUGGCAACGGUCCAGUUCCUUCUUCUUUUGGCUGUUCAUGGUCAACGGUCGCCGUACGGGGCAGGUGCAUGGAGUCAGGUGAGGUACGCCGUUUCACUAUGCAUCGAAUUGGGUCUGCACAGAAAGCGAAAGGUUGCAACCUCCACCAAAGAGGCUCGAGACAACGAGCUACGCCGACGUGCAUUUUGGUCGUGUUACUGUCUGGAUAGAGGGACCAGCGUCGUGCUGGGCCGGGCAUUCGCCAUUGCAGAUCGGGAUAUCAACGUUGAGCUUCCCAGUCUGAGCGUCGAGUACUGGAGUUUGACGCACCGAGAUCCCCCCGAUACUUCAAGAGGUACACCCUGGUCCAACAUUGCGCCUUUCGUCCACAUAAUCAAGCUGGAGAGAAUUCAAUCACGCAUUCACCGCACCGUAUUCCGAGUUGAUAAGGAUGCGUUUGCUGGUCCGCCCGAGCAGAGGGCCAAGCUCGACGGGAAAAUGGCAAGGAUGAGAGCUGAUCUGGACGAGUGGAUACGAACCAUCCCUUACCAGCCCAAAGACGCAAAAAGGAUCACCUGGAUGUACGAUCCGGAGAGUGCAUACCAUGAUUCACGCGACUUUUUCAAUUUACAAUAUCACAAGGCUGUGCUCAAUUUGUUCACCGUUCUCCUACCACGCCUUGACUCAACAGAUCCCCGCUUCGUCACGGCAGCACGCUCAGCUGCCUGCGUCUGCGUUGCAUAUCAGCGGCUGAACCAACAAAAGACGUUGAGCUACACCAUGAUAUCACUUCACAGCUGCUUCGUUGCUGGUCUUACGCUCAUGUAUUGCCUCUGGCGUGACGGCUCACUCUUUAGCUUUGAUGUAUUGGAAGCGUCUCGAGCGUGCUCACAGAGUUUGACAAUCUUUGGAGAAAAAUGGGUAGGCGCGGUGAAGUAUCGGGAUAUCUUCGACGCACUAUCAGGAAGCCUGUUCAAAGCGAUAAUCAACCCUGCCACGGGGACUUCAAAUUCGGCAAAUCUCGGCCCGCUGCGCGUGGAUCUCGACACAGAUACAAAUCAGACGGCCGCCAUAUCCAGGCAAACUCCAACCUUGAAUGAAUCGCAACCGCAACCGCAACCGCAAACGUGGCCGGGAACUUCCAAACCAACAAUGAUCCACAUGGUUUCAGACGCCGUAAAAGAAGCGUUCAUGGAGGUUGAUGAGGAGGCACCUGGCGGCUGGCAGGGCUGGAAGAUGUGGAACGAAAUGGUCACUGAGCACGAGAGCUAUGCUGAGACCAAUUUCGUUCCUGGUUCAACCGCCGCAAGAGGUGAGCCGUCGGCGGCUUGGUGGCCCGAACAAGACAAUAAUGCCUUGUACGCAGCCAACAUGCCGCAACAGAAUUCCAAUGUCGAAAGCUUUGAUCAGUACGGGGCAAUGGGAGCGGCCGGCUGGGAUUAUACCGAGCUUGGGAUGCUAGGCUAG
Capronia coronata CBS 617.96 is the source of this 2397-nucleotide messenger RNA. RefSeq lists its product as uncharacterized. The transcript is spliced from 5 exons. Gene Ontology annotation, biological process: positive regulation of transcription by RNA polymerase II; DNA-templated transcription. The record is from RefSeq and is a predicted model, not a curated record. NCBI's taxonomy places the organism in Eukaryota, Fungi, Ascomycota, Eurotiomycetes, Chaetothyriales, Herpotrichiellaceae. The coding region runs from base 1 to 2397 and encodes 798 amino acids. Gene Ontology annotation, molecular function: sequence-specific DNA binding; zinc ion binding; DNA-binding transcription factor activity, RNA polymerase II-specific.